AUGCAAAAGAACAUUGCUCUGCUUUUCGCUACGCUUGCGGCGGUCGCUAUGGCGGCGACUAUUGAGGAGCGUUCUAAUGAUGUGAAGUGCAAGGUGGCGUACGAGGGUCAGCUGGAGCUUUGGAUGAACAAGCCUAGCAAGUCGAUUGGCCCGGUGAUGAGCGAGAAGCCGGUGAAGCCGUACGGAGAAAUGAUGAUGCUGUUUGAGGAAGAGUCGAAGUACUUCCCAGUUGUGAAGUUUGUGGAAUGCAACCUGAAGGGAAAAGAUGAGAACCCUGAUGCGAAAUUUGGUCGGCUGGAACUUGUGCAGGAGACGGGUAUGUGCAUUGAACACGUGCCGACGGACGACGCUAAGUUGGUGGCGCUUGGAAUGCAGGAGUGCGAAUACGAGAAUGUGAAGCACAGGAGCGACAAGCAGGCGUUUAAGUCUACGUGGGACGGAAAGAGUGAUGUGUCGGGCAUUAGUGUCGUGGAAACGGACGGGAAGGUGCACUCGCAGUGGCGCUACAAGGAGGAAGGCAAGAGGAAGGUGGUUGCGUUGACGAGUGAGAAGGCGCACUUUGGCCACUACAACAACCUGCGUGUAAACAAGAUCAAGAAGAACUGA
Molecule: messenger RNA, 606 nt
Organism: Malassezia japonica
Lineage: Eukaryota; Fungi; Basidiomycota; Malasseziomycetes; Malasseziales; Malasseziaceae
Exons: 1
Coding region: 1-606 (201 amino acids)
Source: RefSeq, a predicted model, not a curated record